This is a messenger RNA of Drosophila hydei, 830 nucleotides long. RefSeq names its product membrane-bound transcription factor site-1 protease (gene S1P). Lineage: Eukaryota; Metazoa; Arthropoda; Insecta; Diptera; Drosophilidae. The record is from RefSeq and is a predicted model, not a curated record. The transcript has 3 exons. The coding region runs from base 9 to 806 and encodes 265 amino acids. Gene Ontology annotation, molecular function: serine-type endopeptidase activity. Gene Ontology annotation, cellular component: Golgi apparatus. Gene Ontology annotation, biological process: proteolysis.
UCUCAUAAAUGAGUGCACUAAAAUAUGUUUUUGUCAUAAAUGCGGUUCUAGCCAUUUUUAUAGCUGAAUGCACUCUAAAAGAAGAAAAUAUCUGCACUCCUAAGGGAAUACAAUUUCAGGAGAAGAACGUUCCUAAUGAGUUUAUUGUUACAUAUCAUUCAAAAUACUUAACGAAAGUUAGAAAGUCAUUUAUUUUAAAAAGGCUUAUAAAGGGGAAUGUAUUGGAAUGGUCAAUUAAACCCCGCAAUAAUUUGGCUAGUUACUAUCCAAGCGAUUUUGACAUUUUGUAUUUAUCGGAUACAAAUUGCACUCUAAUUGAAGAAACUCUCAACUUUGUCAGGGCUCACCCCGUUGUUAAAAAAGUUUCUCGACAUCAUUAUGUCCAAAGAUAUCUGUCAUCUAACAUCACAGACAGCUUCACAUAUAAUAUUCGCAAUCCCCAAGGUGUUGCUCGGGAUAAACACGUGAAGUCUGGGCAUCCUCAGCAUGUGACUGCAUCCUUACAUGCAGAUGUUCUUUGGAAGCUUGGAAUUACGGGGAAGGGUGUUAAGGUUGCCAUUUUUGACACUGGCUUAACUCAAAAUCAUCCCCAUUUUCGAAACGUCAAGGAGCGAACCAAUUGGACAAAUGAAAAGUCUUUGGAUGACGGCGUAAGUCACGGGACUUUCGUUGCUGGUGUGAUAGCUUCUUCAAAGGAAUGUCUUGGAUUAGCUCCAGAUGCUGAGCUGCAUAUAUAUAAAGUUUUCACAAACUCGCAAGUCAACCGAAAUGGGUUCCCGAUCCUCAACAUUGUGGCCGAUUCCUGAACAUUUCUACGUCCUUUUCAAUUA